GGGGGCGGGGAGGCGGCACGGGUGCUGUUUCUCCAGUCUCUUUCCCCAGUCUUUGUCUCACACUCUUUUGUUAGCCAUGCCUAGCCUGCUGGUUCUAGCAGGGAUCAUGGAGAAAAAUGGGGGCUACGGCGGGGAUCUAGCCGGCUCCGGAUUCGGAAGCGAAGGUCUCCUUGUGCCACCCGACGAGGAAGAAGACGACUCCCGUGCCCUCAGGGUCGCGUUGGGCCAGUUGUCUCUGUUGGGGCUCGGGGAAGGCGAGGACGGCGGCGGGGCUCCUACAACGGGAGUACAGGACAGGAGUAACAAUAACAAUAACCAUCAUAACCACACCAAUAACGUUGGAGGGGGAGACUCGGUACUUUUGCAAGGAAAAAGCAAGUUAUGUGCCCUGUAUGAAGGCUCUUCAGCUGAGACGAAGGGACGAGGCUGCAACAUAACAGAAUGCGUCCCCGUGCCCAGUUCUGAACAUGUGGCCGAAAUAGUCGGGAGACAAGGUUGCAAGAUCAAAGCUUUGCGGGCCAAAACCAAUACCUACAUCAAAACUCCUGUUAGAGGUGAGGAGCCUGUGUUCCUGAUCACGGGCCGGAAGGAGGACGUGGCCCUGGCACGACGCGAGAUCAUAUCUGCUGCCGAGCACUUCUCCAUGCUACGGGCGUCCCGCAACAAGCUGGGUGUAUCCUUCAGUGGCUCGCCGCCCACACCUCUCCCAGGGCAGACGACCAUUCAAGUAAGAGUGCCAUAUCGAGUUGUGGGUCUGGUUGUAGGACCUAAAGGUUCCACCAUCAAACGCAUCCAGCAGCAGACAUGCACCUACAUCGUCACCCCGAGCCGAGACCGUGACCCCGUCUUUGAGAUCACAGGGUCACCAGGCAACGCUGAAAGGGCCCGCGAGGAGAUCGAGGCGCACAUCGCCUUCCGAACGGGAGGCCUGCACGACCACAACAACGAGAACGACUGCCUAGGGCCGGACGGCAGCACUGGGCCAGCAGGCUCCGGGGGUCUGGAGAGCCGCCUGCAGCAGGUGUGGGGGCUGCAGGGGGGCCAGCGCAAGCCGCUCACCAGCAGCUACCGCCAGAACUUCUCAGAUGCCAUGGUCGGAGGGGGAGGGGAAGUAGGGGGAAUCUACAGUAAGGGCAACUUCUCCAGCUCUGGAGAGAAACCAUGCUCUUACUUUGGUUCGGAGGGCACUCAGAGCUGGGGUGACCCUGACUACCCCAAACAGGUGGCUUUCUAUGCCCAGCAGCGGUCCAAGAGCUUCGGCGGUCUUCCCCUUCCCCUGACCAGACUCUCCCCUGGCCUGCCCGAGCCCUGCGGUGGAGGAAGCACAGCCAACUCUUCAGUUACCAGCAUCGCCGCUGUGGCCGGCUCGCCCCAUGCCCAGGCCCGGCGGGCCCACAGCGAGCCCACCUCGGCAAGUGUUGGCUUCCCUGGGCGCCUCCCUGUGCCGGACUCUCCACCGGCCACCAUGCGGGACUGCAUGACCUGCUUUGAAAGUAAAGUAACGGCUGCCCUGGUGCCCUGUGGCCACAACCUCUUCUGCAUGGAGUGUGCCAUCCGCAUUUGUGAGCUCAACCACCCGGAGUGCCCUGUUUGCCACACCUUGGUUACGCAGGCCAUCCGAAUAUUCUCUUAGGGAGAAAACAUCCGUUUUUAUCAUUUGUUUUGUCACAGUGUUCAAGAAUGAUUUACUGUUAUUAAUAUGAUUAUUAUUAUUAUUAUUCUAUGUACUUCUUUCUCAAAAAAUCUAAAAACAACAAGCAGAUAUUUUAGAAGGCACUGCUUGCUUUACUAAAAACUA
Osmerus eperlanus (European smelt) is the source of this 1798-nucleotide messenger RNA. RefSeq names its product mex-3 RNA binding family member A (gene mex3a). The transcript is spliced from 2 exons. Bases 77 to 1633 code for a protein of 518 amino acids. Gene Ontology annotation, molecular function: RNA binding. The record is from RefSeq and is a predicted model, not a curated record. NCBI's taxonomy places the organism in Eukaryota, Metazoa, Chordata, Actinopteri, Osmeriformes, Osmeridae.